CGCCCGCGUCCCCCUCCGCCGGGCAGCAGACGCACAUGUUGGGUGUGUUGUGUUUGCAGCAGAGAUUACAGCAGCUUGAAACACGUGUGUGCGCUGUCAGACCGCUGUUUGCUGAACACAGACCGCAGGUACGAUGCGAUAAACACCUCUCAGCCACCGAGGAACACUUGAAGACAUUUUAAUUAAAGGAAAACACUGCGGAGGAAGAGGAGGAGGAGGAGGAGGAGGCUGGAAGACAGGCGGCUACUGGUUCACUUCACCGGGGGACUGAAGGCCUUGCGUCACCAUGAGCUCCAAGGUGUGUAAGAACUGCGGCAGCACCGAAAUCGAUGUGGACGCGGCCCGCGGCGAUGCCGUCUGUAUGGGCUGCGGCUCCGUGCUGGAGGACAACAUCAUCGUGUCCGAGGUGGAGUUUGUGGACUCGGGAGGCGGAUCGCUGGCCGUCGGACAGUUCAUCUCCUCGGAAGGAGCCGCCACCCCGUCUUUUGGAGAUGCACAUUUAGGCGUGGGGAGGGAGUCCAGAGCGCAGACGCUGUCGAGAGCCAAACACAACAUCAACACUCUGGGCCACCAGCUGCAGAUGAACAAACACUGUCUGGACACGGCCUUCAACUUCUACAAGAUGGCGCUCAUGAAGCACCUGACCCGCGGCCGCAAGUCCUCCCACGUCGUCGCCGCCUGCCUCUACAUGGUCUGCCGCACUGAGGGAACGCCACACAUGCUGCUGGAUCUCAGUGAUCUCCUGCAGGUGAACGUCUACGUUCUGGGAAGAACCUUCCUCGUACUGGCCAGAGAACUGUGCAUCAACGCCCCGGCUAUAGACCCGUGCCUGUACAUUCCCCGUUUUGCCCAGAUGCUGGAAUUUGGGGAGAAGAACCACGAUGUCUCCAUGACAGCGAUGAGACUGGUGCAGAGGAUGAAGAGGGACUGGAUGCACACGGGACGAAGGCCGUCGGGACUCUGUGGAGCAGCUCUUCUUGUUGCCGCUCAUAUGUACGACUUUCGCCGCACCAUCAAAGAAAUCGUCAACGUUGUGAAAGUGUGUGAAACCACACUAAGAAAAAGACUGGUAGAGUUUGAGGACACGCCCACCAGUCAGCUGACCAUCGAAGAGUUCAUGAAGGUGGACCUGGACCAAGAGUGUGACCCGCCCUGCUAUACAGAGGGACUGAGGAGGAACAAAGCCCACCAGCUGGAGGUUGAGCUGAAGAAAAAGAUGGAUGACGUUGAAGAUGAGAUCCAGAGCUACCAGGAUGAGAUAGACGCAGAGCUUCAGACCUGUAGACCCAAACUGAGAGGAGUUUACGCCGCCUACACCAAGGAAGACGUAGAAAAUGACAACGAAGAAGUCCUCUCCACGUCGUCUAAGAUGGAAGAUGACGAGGACGCAGAAGAGGAAGACGAGCUUCAGGCCGUGGCCAAGCACUUUGGCAAAGACCUCGACGAGCUCACACUGGAGGCUCUGAUAAAACUGGAACAGAGGGGACCGGAGGAGGAAGAGGAGAACCAAGAGCUGGAAGAGGAUGGCGUCCCAAAGAGAAAAGCCCCGUCGCUGGCGUCCAUCCUGGGAACGAUGCCGACGGCGGCCACUCUCGGCCUCCCGGAGUCCAUCAGCGGCUGCAUCGGAGACGAGAAGGAGAACGAUGGUGCUGCUGACAGCGGGGAGCUGGACCUGAGUGGGAUCGAUGACAGUGAGAUAGAGCUGUAUCUGCUGAGUGACAAAGAAAUAAAAAUCAAGACGGCGCUGUGGAUGGCAGAAAACUCCGACUACCUCAAAGAGCAGAAAGAGAAGGAAGCGAAGAUAGCGAAGGAGAAGGAGCUCGGGAUCUACAAAGAAAAGAAGCCCAGAGGACCCAAUAAGAAGCGUCUCCCGAUCCGGGCCAACACCGCCGACGAGGCCAUCGAGAAGAUGCUGGAGCAGAAGAGGAUCUCCUCCAAGAUCAACUACGACGUCCUGAAGGACCUCAACAUCAAGCCCGGCUCCAGCCCGGCCCGCAAGGUCGAGUCCCCGAAGAAAGAACCGACUGCCGCGAAAUUGACCGGACGCAACCGCAAACCUGUUCGAGCUCCACUCAGCCUCAGCACGCCGCUCAGCACCCUGGGAAAAAGGUUGCAGCCGUUCAUCACCGGACAGCCCAGCAAGAAGCUCGCCGUAGAGCAGAUUGCCAACCCCCUGCCGGUGCCAGUGGGAGCCCCCGCCAGCGGAGUGGUGGUGGAGAGCGGGCCGGUCGUCUACGAUGAUGCAGCUGCUGACGAGGAGGAUGAGGAGGAAGAGGAGCCUUGUGUCAGUGCCAUGGACCUGUUGGGCGGCAACGAUUACGGCUGCGAUGGAGAAUACGACGACGGGUUCUAGCAGGGCUCUUCCCUGCUUCAUUAAUACUGACUUGUGUGGACAAUUAUGAAACCUUAAGAGUAUCAAACGUUUACUACCAGGGACACAAACUGACUGCAGCUACAGAUGGGAGCUCUGGUGCCAAGAUGAAUGAUGGAUUCCCAUCAUGAAUAAAUGGGAGAGGAUGUGUUGGAAAAAUCCCACUCCUUGUCCCAUUUGGCAUCCCAACUGGACUGAACUGGGAGGACUCGCUGCUUGGAUGCUGACAGACACAGUGAAGUGGAAAUGAGGGAUAUUUAUGAGUGUGGUGUGAAUAAAACUGCAGAAUCAAAGGUAGGGAAUAUUGCAGUAAGCACUGGUUUGUUGGUUUGCAGGUCAGAAGACAUUUAGGAUCAAACUGGGCUGAAAUAGGUUCCAUAAAACAGCUGUUUGAUAGUCAGAAAACAUCACUUUUAACUAAAUUGAGUCCAGUUUUAAGCUGCAAACCACCAAAUCAGUCUUCAGGAUGAUUUUUGCAUCCUGAAAUGUUUCCACCGUGUUUCUGUCAAGGGUUUUGAAGGUACUGUAGCAAAAAAGAAAAGAAAAGCCGAACAAAAUGCUCAACGUAUUAUCCUUGAACUUGCACUUUGCAUUCAUGAUUCUCAAGUACUUAACAGUAUGUGAGUUCCUCGAGUGCUUCCCGAUAACUAAUAUAACACACUGCGUCUCUCAACAGUGACAUACUUAAAAACAAGCAUCUAACAAUCAGGUAGCGUGAGAUCAAUCGUCAUUAUCAGUAUUUUCCUGUCAUUUCUGGUUCAGUUGAGAUUGGUCUUUGGAUCAAUAUUCAUUAAUGCCUUAGGUGGUUAGUGGGCCGACACAAGCCAAAGUAUUACAAAGAGGUUGCCUUUGAACAAUGUGUGCCAAUGUCUGCUGAGAUGUUAUUAAAUCCAAAAAUAGUUUAAUUUAAUUCCAGAUUAAGUUCUGAUUAGGAAUCCGAUGGUGUGACUGAUGGUUUGAUUAGUUUUUAUGUUGCUUACACUUUUUCUAAUGGAAUUGAUUCUCUGAUUAAUUUAUGAAUUUGUGUCAUUUGAUUGAUGUUAAAUAUUCUUCAUGACGUCCUGUCACAGGCCACAGAGCCGUUUAAAAGCCAGGAUGUAAAUACAUUUUCUGCAAUAUUAUAUUUUCCAAGUGAUUGAGGGGGCCCAGUUAGCGAAAAGAUCUAUUUUGUAUUUAAGCUUUUAUGAUUUUUGUGUUGGUUAGGAGGUGAAAUAGAUUGUGGCCUUUUCACUGUGUUCACACAACGGUAUAUAGCCAGGCGUCUAAGUUGACCUGGACUGCCUCUGUGUUGCUGCUAUGAGUCAUGAUGUUACGCCUGCAUAUUGUUGUGUGCAUUUGCUGCUACAGUAAACAUUUCACUACAUGGGGAAAAAGAAGCUUGUUUCCUUUUUUUAAAGAAAUAAUGUGCACAUGAAGUCUGUUAUUUUACCCCCAUUAUGUUAUUUUCCAUUCUAGUCUAUUAGGGGUGUAAAGAUUUACAGUAACAAGUUGGGAAUCAGUUUUAAAGUUAUAGACUACAUCGGUACGCAGACCCCUAGAUCGAUGUCAGUGUAUCAUGAACCCGUCGACUGAAGCUCUCUCGUAAAAAGGUCAACGGCAGGGUCUCACAACGAGACUAACAUUACACACGAUUUACAGCACACCAUCAAAUCUAAAGUUUGGAAGACAUUUGGAUUCUAUAAGAAGGGUUGGACUAAAGUUCUGCGGAUGCUAAUACAGCUAGCACAAGCAAGAACACUUCCCAGCAACAACUUGGCAAAGUCUUAAUUAAUCACGGUACAUGGACUUUACUUGUAUAGCGCCUUUCUAGUCUUCCGACCACUCAAAGCCUUUACACUACAUGCCACAUUAGCCCUUUCACACUGCGAUGGUAAAGCCCAUCAAACAUAAACUCACUGAUUCACAUUCACACAUCUUGGGGAUCAGCAUCUUGGUCAAGGAUACUUUGACAUGCAGCCGGAGGAGCCGGGGGUUUAAACCAACAAUGUUCCGAUUAGUGGACGACCCGCUCUACCUCUCAGCCACGGCCCCCACGGCUAAAAGUCUUCUUCCUGGUAUUUUUUCUAAAAUAUAUAGGUUCUAUGUGUUAUUUUAAAUUCAGAAUGGAACAUAAAUGUCUGCAUUAAACAAAUGUUAAGAACUGUAUCAGACUGCAUCGUAUCAUAGCCCACAACAAACACAAAAAUGCAGAAAAAUCUCUAAUCCAUAUUUUUACAUUUUCAGCUGAAUCUGCAGCUUCUCUUUAUGGAGCUUUGUUGUGAGUUUCAGUUCAUUGUUUCUCUCUGGUCAACAAAUGUCCUGUUUUAGUUUACUCUCAUAGCAUUGUUCUCAGAGAAAAAGCUCUAAAGACCCUCUAUACACUCAGAUAAACACAGAUUGAGAGUAGCUGGUGAACAUAGUGGCGCAUUUAGCAGUUAAAAGAGCCAGACAUUUCCCUCAGGAGUUGGUGGAGAAUGGAGUUGUCCAGAAUACAUUUUUUUGGGCUUCGGGAGUAAUCAACAACAACGACAACAGAUAUUUGACUACUAAAGUGUUGAACUGGAGUACUGACUCCCUAAAGACUGGUAAGACCUGGUACAUUUUUGAUCUCAGAUAUCCCAAAACAUAAUUAACACAGCAGAAAGAAAAAUGUUUAAAUGUCUGGAUAUUGUAACUGUCAACAUUAAGACCUGAAAGACAGGGACUUGCUAACUGUUUAAGAAGACUUGUGACUUGACUUGGACAUGUCUUGACUGAUACUAGUCUUGCAACACCAGAAAAUUAGAGAUCUGAGUGUUUACAGGCACAUAGCUUCUACAUGCCACGGCCCUAAAGACUUGAUUGGUUCUGUUUCUCUAUUUGUUUCCACUCAUUUUCAGCAACCAAAGCUGGGAGAAAGUCCUCAGUCUCUAUUGAGCGAACCAUUUAGAGCAGGGUUUUCCCAACGUAAGGUUCAAUUUGGCUUGCCAGAUGUUUCUUGCUCGAGAAAUUAAGAAUUAGUUUAAAAAACGUAUAAAAUAAAUCGCUGUUUAGUUUUUUUGUGAGGUAUAAUGCUCUUUAAAUAUGGAGAAUUCCUUAAUUAUUUUUCAUAAUCUGAGCACGGCGGGACAAAUUCAUUUAACGGUACUUGGGAUACUAGUUCAGCAUCAGCAUCAGCUAUAAAAUUGUAACCAAAUUUUUCCAUUUGGUGCCACAUACAUUUUUAUUUAACACUGCACCAUUCAGUCUCAGUUUUGGCCCUCAAAGAGAAAAGGUUUGGGCUCCCCUGGUUCAAAGAAUAGCUGUGUGAGUUUAUACUGCUGCUAAUUAAGACUUCACCUUGUCUUUAAUGAUUAAGGACUGGAGCGUGACUUACUCUUAAGUUAUUUGUGACUUGAUCAAGACUUGUCUCGACUAUUCCCUUUUUUUUUUUUUUUAGACGGACGACAGAUAGAACUUGGGGAAUGAAGGGCAAAAAAAGCUCCCACCUGGACUAAUCAGGUACCUUGUAUCAAAUGAUGCGGACUUACUUUCACUUUUUUGAGAUUUGACUUCUCUUUAAUAACUUAAGACUUAUGAUGUUAGGUUUAGGACUGACGUGCUCAUUACCUUUGUGUAGAAUUGAACUCAGCCUGAACUAUUCAUGACAGACAAGAGCACCAGGUCUGUUCGCUAUCUGACACCAUCUACCAUCACCAGCGAUGCUUUUGAUCAGAUAAGACGUUUUACUGGUAUCGCUGUGGAUCAUUUAACGCCUGUGCAGUAUUGCAGUUUUCUGAAGGUAUUGUUGUUUCCAGAGAUAUUCGGUGUCUGCGGGCGUGUAAAGGGAUUCUAUAGAAAGAUGAGUCACUCUACAGAGUGGGAGGAAAUCUGAAACUGAGGAGGCACUUAAUGCUGAGCCUUCACACGCAAUGAUUUUUCUUGUUGGGGCUGUGAGUGUUACCGUCUUUACUGUUUCAGCAUCAUUCAAAGGAUUAAAUCUCCUCUUUCUUUAGAAUUGCUCUGAAACUUUCACAAAAAGUCCAAUUUGUGGAAUUUCUAUGUGACUAGAAUCUGAUGGUUCAGUCUGUGCUGCUUUCAGCCUGUUUAUGUCAGACCGGUCGAUUGGGGGGGUAUAUACUUACUUAAAUUACCAAAUAAAGUCAGGGUAUUUGUUGUUGCUCUUCGUGACAAAACAUAUUGACAACUUGGUCAAAGUCAAUACCUGCAACCAACGUCUUGGCUUAAAUUUAAUUAAAUUAUAACCCGAAACUGAACAUAGAUUGAUCAUUUCAAUAUUUUAACACAGCUAUAAUAAAGCAAUACUGAUGUUGGAGCAUAAAGUCUUGCAAUAUAGUCAGUUUAAUUUAUAUAACUAACAAUUACAUCAAGUUUGCCUUACAAUGGCUUUACAAUGGACUGGCAAAAGUAUUUUCUGCUUCUCUUAAAUUUCUCAUUAAUUACAUUAGGUGCAAUGUUUUGAUGGGUACGAUGGUACCAAAGAACUCAGACUCAUGUGUCACUGAAGAAACAUUCCCACAGAGGUGGCUACAACCAACUAGAUAACAACAACAUUGUACAACACUGUUUAAUGUACUAGAGCUGCACGAUGUGGUAAACACAUAUUGCGAUUAUUUUGACAGAUAUUGCAGUAUGAGUCACAAUAAGUGUGGGAAUGAGAAUUUUUGAAUCGCAUAUUUAAUAUUCACUGAAAAAAAUGUUAAAAUCAUGAUUAUGUGACAUUUUGGGCGUCCGUACCAAAAAAACAUGUUUCUUUAAAUCUGGAGAAGAUUUGUAGACCAGGAAAUCUCUUCCGAACUUUAUUUUGUUACACGUUUUAGCUUUAUCAAAUAAUUGCAGCUUCUGUGAUUUGCAUAUUGCACUUCUUCAUUUCGAUUUCGAUCAAUUAACUGUGCAGCCUUACUGUGUACUGUUGGAAAUCAUCAAAAACCAAUCCCAAAACAGCAAAUACAUUUAAAAUGUGUGGUUGUAUCCACACCGACAGUAUGUGUUGACUAUUUCUUCAAUAACACACACCCAAAUUAGUUGUUUUGAAUUUUAGCUUGACACACUGAAGAUUUUCUAAUGUGAUGAAGAAGUGAACGGAUAUUAGUGUUUGUCCUUCGGAAGAUAAACAUCUCAAAAUAACCUCAUGGUCCUUAUUGCAGCACUGCUUACGAUGCUGGUUCUAGAGAAAGGAUCACGUGUAUUGUGGCAUUUUUUAUUUUGAUGCGUUACUCUAAGUGUUAUGGAUGUAACCUCAGACAUCAAUGUUAAUUCUGCUGCUGUCUUAAAGCCUGUUUUCUGUAUUUAAAUUGGACAGCCAAUGGAGACCAUGGUAUGUUCUGCCGUCCCGCAGCUCCAAAAACAUUUAUUUGUCUUAUUUUGUGUUGAAUUGUACAGAUGUGAGCAGAUGCAAUUCAAACUGCUUCAAACUCAUUUGCUUUGUUUCGUUCUACUUUGCCAGUGUUGUGUAAGACUGUCGGGUAACUGCAUCAGUAUUUCAGGAGAGCAGCACUUUUUAAACCCUCUGUCAGUUUCUUUUCCCAGGAAGUUGACAUCUCAUUUUGGACUCAAGUCUUCACAUUUAUGCUGCUGCAGUGUGUCUGCUCUGUCACUGUGAGGCUGCUGCAUUAAAAAGGAUUACCUCAGUCGCUGAAAAACUGCUAAAUUUAUGGAAAACGAUUAAUGUCCCCAAAUUCCUGUAAAGGUUCUGCAAGUUGAGAGUAUUUUUUCCUAGUUGUCAGGUUUUUGAUGUCCAGGUCUGCUGCUGAACCUAAGCUGAGUGUAAAUCGUGUACACGUCUCGACCCGGGUGCGUGAGCUGAAGAUCUGAGAUGUUCAAAUCAGCUUCUGAUUGUGUGAAAACUGUGACACCAAAAUGACUUAUAACAAAAUUAGACAUAAUUUAAUAGUUGAAAGCCUCAUGGGGAUGAAUUUGACGGGAUUUAAUGAUGAACUUCAUGUAAAAGAUUAAUUUUUCGUACAAAAAAAUUUAGAACUUUUUGGAAAUUAACAAAAUUAAAUACUAAAUGAAGCUGUUGUUGUGUGUGUUUAGGAUUUUCUACAUAACUGAGAGCAGUAAUCCAGUUAUAUUUGCUGUCGUUUGGAAAGCUGCAAGUUUCUCCAUUAAAUAAGAUUAAACAUAUUACAUUAGCAAUACUUUGAAACAUCAGGAACGGCUAUAUUUUACAGCUGACGGGUUAAUUUCCAAAAGGCUGAGGUACAUAUCCGUUUGGAAAAAGAUUAGAUGAGACCUGAUGAAAGUUUAAUGACCCGACUGGGGAAAUUGGGUAAAAUCUUUAAGGACUACCUGCUCCGUGUGUAAAUGUGCUGUCAUUUGUUUUAAAUUCUGUCCAACUGACUUCAACUGUAACCUUCUUCUAAACGAUGAAGACCAUUUACUAAAUACGGAAAACGAACUGCGGCACAUCUUUUAAUGUUUCCUAACCUUUAACUGCCCUUUGUGAACUUCUGGUCCUGGAAAAGUCAGGCUGUUAAAAAAAGAGAGAGCGAAAGAAAUCCCCAGAUUCAAUUACCAUGACCGCGUCAUUUGAAGUGCGGCUAAAUUAGUCCCAUUAACAGAUUAUUAGACGGCGUGAAAAUGUCACGAGUAAGCCUUGAGCUGUCUCAGGGAAUUAACGUCCCUUCAUACUCGCCAACAUCUGAACCCGACUUGAAACGGAACGACGCCUCGGGCCUUUUGGAACAGAGAGAUUUGAGAAAACUAUUAAGUUACACUCCCUGUGACCCUCUGCGAGUGUCCCCCCUUUUCGGGUUGACUUUUCUCUUAACACGGCCCGGAAAAUAAUUUCAUGGUUUAUGAUGCUAUGUAAUUGUGCUGUCAGGUCAGCUUUCUAAGCCCCCCCCCACGCCCCGCUCUCAGUUUUCCACCCACCCCUUCUCGCCUUGCUUGCUCCUCCGUCCCUCAGGGCCGACUGUACCUACGCAGCUUUUCCGUAUUCGCCAGCUCACGCUUAGAAGUUUUAGCGAAACUUUAAUCUUCCUCCGACACCAAACUUCCACUGUAACCUUUCCAGUGAAGCCUAGGGACGGAGGGAGGAAGGGAAUAAUAAUAAUAAAGUUGGCUGUUUGGUUGUGCAGUGUUUGUGACCCCGCCACCCUUCCUCGGUGAGAGAGAGCCGAAAGGAUUCCUUCCACCUUUAUGCUGGAUGAUUAAACAGUUUUUUUUUUCCUUUUUCUGUGGCUUCAAGCGGGACUUUAAAGAGAGAAGCAAGUCUUUCUCCUCUUCUUCCUCCUUCCCUCAACUUCCUCUCUCCUCCUCCUGUUUCCUGCUUCCGUCUCUACAAAGAAAGGAGUGCCAGCAGUUCUUUUUCUCCUCAGGUGUUUUUUUUUUUUCUCGUCUCUUCUUUUCUCUUAAUCUUCACCUUUAUCUCGCUUUGUUUCCCCCUAUUUCCCUCUCUUUUCAAUUUCCCAGCAUCCCUCUCUCCCAUCAGCUUUAGUCUUUGGACUUCCUCCUUCUUUUUUCCAAUAAGUCAGGCAUUUGAUCCCUCCUUCCUCUCUUUCCCACCCUCUAUAAUCCCUCCAUCAUUUGCUUUCUUAUCUUGCCUUUCAUAUUCUUUUUCUCCUCUUAAAUAUCCAGUUUUCCUUUUCUUACUCCCGUCUUAUUUUCCCUUCACACCCUUUCCGUCCCUCCAACCACCUUCAGCAUCCUCCCUUUUAUUCUCCUCCUUUCUGACCUCUCCUUGGUUGUUUCUCCAUCACAUUAUCUUUCCUAAUAUCCCUCUAUUCUCAACUCUUCUCCUGAUGUCCCAUCACUCACUCUCCUCUCCUCCUUGUCCCCCUUCCUCCCUCCAUCUCUUUCUCUCCCCCCAUAUUUUAUUUCCUCUCUGACAGCUCCAGUUUAGCCACCAUGCUAACUUCUCCCAGGAGGGUGUGUGUGUGUGUGUGUGUGUGUGUGUGUGUGUGUGUGUGUGUGUGUGUGUGUGUGUGUGUGUGUGUGUGUGUGUGUGUGUGUGUGUGUGUGUGUGUGUGUGUGUGGUUUGACUCAAAGGCACCUUUACCGAGUGAGCCCCCCUCACUCAGCCACAUAUUUACUUCUAUACUUGUGAGGACCGAUCACUGACACCAUGCAUUUCCUAGACCUCAACCCGACCUUAACUUAAAACUAAUUCUAACCUAACCUCUUAAACCUCAAACCGCCCUUCUUAGAGGUGAGACACCAUACACUGUCCUCGCUUCCUAAAACUGAACUUGCAUUUCAAAAUGUCCUCAAAGGAACGCUUCACUUUGGCCCCUCUCUUCAGACGUCCUUUCUUAAAUAAAUACGUCCUUUCUUAAAUAAUAUAUAAAUAUAUUAUUAAUAAAUAUAAAAUAAAUAUGUUCUUGCCUCUUAACAAUGUCCCCAAUGUUCAGAAAAGUCAUUGCUUCCUAUAAAUGUCCUCACUCCAAAGAACAAAACAGUCGAGACUUGACUUUUUCCUCCCCUCGCUUUUUGAAUGCUAACUAUCCAAAAUGGCCUUACUUUUCAAAAAUGUCCCCACUUUCUGAAACGAUCCUUUUUUAACAAUGUCCCUAAUUUUCUACAAUGUCUGAAAAACGAUCUCCAAAUUGUCCAGUUUCAAAAACUUUCUUAAAAAAACAUUCUCAUAUUCUCACUUUUUAGAUGUUUCUUUCCUGAAAAUAUCCUCACUUUCCAAAACUGUUGUUGCUAUUCAAAAAUGUCCUCACUUACAAUAAAUGUCGUUCUUUUCAAAACGGUACAGGCAAAAACUGUCCAAAUAUAUGUCCCAAGUUUUCAAAAAUAUCCUCACUUUUCCAGAAAUAAUGUUGCUUUUCAAACGUUAUUCUCUCCUGAAAAAGUCCUCACUUCCAAAAACUGACUGAACCUUCUAUAGAAUUUACUCACUGUCUAAAAAUACCUUUACUUUAUAAAAGUGUCUUCACUUUUUCAAAUUGUCUGCACUUCCAAUACAUGUCCUUCCUUCCUGAAAAUGUCCGCCCUCUCAAGGUCUAAAAUGAAAAUUGGUCCUCACAAAGACAGAAGUACAGGAACAAAACACACACACACACACACACACACACACGUUUGUGUUCCCAGGCCCGGACCAGGCUGCCUCGUUUCUUGCCAGAGCCAUUUUCCUAAUAAUCCCAUCACGCCUGCCCUCAAACUCUCCUCCCCCCCCACUCCCCCUCUUCCUUCUCCGCACUGCGUUUUCCUGCAUCAGCAUAUCAAACUCACCCCGCCCCGAUCCGCAUCUCUCCCCAAACACCACAACCUCCCCCCCCUCCCGGUUGCCUUCCUCACCCCAAUUAUUUCCCGGGACCUUAGCUUAGAGGGAUUCUUUCACCCCCGCGCUCUAUUUUGUAGUCGGGCUCCUCGCUAACCUCCCCUCCACUGCAGGCGACGGCAUCCAUUGUGUAAUAAAUACGUGGAGGUAUUCAUGUUGCCCUCGGUGACAGAUUUCUCUGCCGUCAUCAGGAUGAAUGCCCCUGACAGGUAGCUUAAGGGGGGGUGUUGAGGUAUUCCUACACUGGAUGUACAGAGACGGUAACAAUGGUCCAGUGGGAGCUUCUGAAGGACGGAACAGCUAUCAGGUUUAUAAGUGGAAGAGACUUGUUUUAGAGCAAAACUUUUCUCAUUAUUUCCCAUCCGACUGACCUUUUUUUUGUCUUUUUGAUAAUGUAGAGGUUCAGUCUGCAUCCUCUCCGAACUAGCUUCCCUCCCCGAUUUGACCCUCUGUCACAGCUAAUCAAGCAUUUCCCUCCCGGAGCUUUUAAACAUAAACGGUCUGUAAAUAUUGCACUUUGGUAAUGAUCGACAAGCACUUAGUUGUUAGUUUGAGGCCUCUAUUCAGAAUACGUCCACACUCAGCUGACAGAAUUUUAAAACAUAUUUUUUCUCCUUAUUUCCGCCCUGCAUACUUACAAAUCCAGUAUUUUUCUUUUUUGAAAAUGGAGCUCUUUGAAAUUACCUCCAGAGUGAAUAAGUCUAAAAAUGGUGCCACAGCAUUUAGUGUGGACGGUGAAAACUGAGCUUUCGACAAUCGCUGAUGUAAGUCCGAUUGAGGGUGUACUGAUACUGCCGAUCACAAAGCAAAGCUGUUGUCAUUAAGAUAUCCUUAUCUUUAUUUGGUCAGGCAACAGUUCUAACAGAGAUUUUAGUGAUGUUUCAGUGAAUGACUGGUUUCCUGAAUAAUAUGUCGCAUUUAUCAACGUGAUGUCAUGGGAUGGCGUAUAAAUACACGCCAUGUUUAAGUACGUAUGUGUACACAUUGGAACUGUGUUGCUUGAACUACACUGCAGAGCACCUUGAAUCUACCUCUGUGUAUAAAACGGGCUUUCUUGCCUUUUAAGUGUUUUCGCGUGUCAUUUAAUGCCGUUAAGAGAUGUCGCAUUUUAUCAGUUUUGGACGAGCAGGAAAGGACGAAGUCAAGUGACAUUUGUUGUCAUGGUAACAAUUGUCAAGUGACAUUGUGAAACGGUCGUAGUUUGGGUUAAAAUAAGUAUGUUUUCACUUUUGUUGACUUUUGUUUUCACAUGUUUGUUUGAGCCAACGCCUCAAUGCUGACUACAUUCAAAUCCAAGCUAAAGAUCUGUUAACCAUUGCUUUUAAUUCAUCUUUAAUUAAUAAAAUGUAUUAGCUG
Molecule: messenger RNA, 12914 nt
Organism: Dicentrarchus labrax (European seabass)
Lineage: Eukaryota; Metazoa; Chordata; Actinopteri; Moronidae
Product: transcription factor IIIB 90 kDa subunit
Exons: 19
Coding region: 287-2353 (688 amino acids)
Biological process (GO): transcription by RNA polymerase III; DNA-templated transcription initiation; transcription preinitiation complex assembly
Cellular component (GO): nucleus; transcription preinitiation complex; transcription factor TFIIIB complex
Molecular function (GO): TBP-class protein binding; RNA polymerase III general transcription initiation factor activity; RNA polymerase III type 3 promoter sequence-specific DNA binding
Source: RefSeq, a predicted model, not a curated record